AUGUUAAGGCGAAGGUUUCCAGCAAGAUGCUAUAGGUAUAUUUCCAAUCAAUCCAGUGCGUUGGAUUUGAACUCUUUUAAGGUGAACGAAACGUUAUCCAGUCGAUCUGCCUAUCAGCCAAAGUUAACUGAGAGAAGCUCAUUGCAGUUUAACUUUUUCUUGCAGGCGAUAUCGAAUAAUGAUAUACCCUUGGGCUUUAAAAUCAUUAAAAAGUUUGAAAAAUCCGAUUCCCGUUACUUUGAUUCAAUAUACUAUCAAUGCUUGAGUCUAUUAUUCUUUCUGUUGGUUUCAAAUAGAGAUCAUUUAAACAUUCGUAUGGUGAAGACAUUCAUCGACAUGGUGCAACAAAAAGAUGCAGCACAUAUCAAAACGCUCUUCAGGGAAGAAAAGUCCUAUGACAUGCUAGUUAUGAAGGCAAACAUAUUGAAAUGCUUGGUAUAUUGCUAUUUAAACACCCCAUCAAAGCUGAUUAUAAGAUACUCAAAUAAAGUAUUUGAGGGACUUGAUAUAAACGUAAAUGAAUUGGUGAAUAUUUUGAAAGAGGAGGAUUUAAAACACUUUGAAGAUGUAUUCAAUUAUAGUGUAGACAGAUCAGGGAAGCUGGGAGUAGAAGAACCGAAUACGGUUGUAGGAAAGGAUCCAGUAACACUCAAUAAGCUAUUUGAAAUCAUCAAAGGAAAAUCUGACGACACUCUCGAAGGUGAGAAGAAGAAGAAACCACUUUAUGAAGUGUAUGAGGAAUUACCUGAGAGUCAAAAGCUCUCAUUUUGGGAUAAUUAUAACAGAAAGAAUACAGCUAAACAAUUCCAGAUAGAGGCUUCUUGCGAAGAGGUCAAGCCAGACUUCAACAACAGAUUCUCCAAGAAAGGUACAAGAAAAGGAAGACGAGAGAUAUUCAAAUUUCAGGACGCAAAUUACAUUAUGAUGAACAAAUGGAUACUGGAUACUACUGAUCAUAUAAUAAAGAUAUUGGAAGAGAAUACUGUGGAAGACCGUGCACAUCCCGUGUACAUAUUUGGGUUUGUUCUAAGAGAUAUAAAAAUCGACCAGGUUGUUCUGACCAUACUCUCUCAUUUACUUUCGGCUGUACUAACUAAUGAGAAUGGGUUCUAUAAAUUAACUCAUCUUGUAGAUACUUGUUCAGAAACAAUAUUAAGAUACUUUAAAGCAAGCUCUAAGACGAAGAUAUCUGGUAAGUUUCUAAAUAAAGAAACUAGUAUGAAACUUAGCGAAUCGAUCUUGCAAAUACUUGUGACAAAUAGUCAUAUCGGGUCAGAAGCAUUACGAGAAUAUGAUUUGCACAAGAGUGGUACUACUUACAGAAUGCCACAUACACUUGAAUACGAAUCUAGCUUUGCUGGUCUUGGAUUUAAAACAUGCAAACUAAGUGACCUCACUCCUAGUGUCAACUCCAUAAAAACACCAAAAAUUGUAAGGAGUCAUCCUUAUUUAUUGGAUACAUUCACUGAAUUUGAUUUACAGUUGUUGAAUAAGAAAGUCUAUCUACCAAUGUUAGUGCCCCCUAAUCCCUGGGUUUCUGUACUGCAAGGAGGAUACUUGACUAACAUUAGACCAUUUAUGCUAACAGAAGAAAAAGACUCUCAUCUGCUCUACCUAGAAAGAGCCCAAAAUUCUGGUCAAUUAGCUUCUAUUUUCAAAUGUUUAAAUCAGUUGGGAGAAAUUCCAUGGGCUAUUAAUCCAGAUGUUUUGAAUGCUUUCUCCGAGUGUAUGAAGUUGCCUUCGGGGUUUUUAACAAUCCCUCCACCCUUAGAUUCACUUAAAGUUGAGCCCCCAUCUAGCCCAUAUCCAGUACAUGAUCUAAAUGAUCUGUCAAGUGACCUUAAAUCAGCGAGAGCAGCUUAUUGGAGAGAAUAUAAGAAGAAUCGACAAAAAUAUUUUGACAGUAGAAGCGAAAGAUUUAAGUACUUUUAUCUUGAAACUUCUUCAUUGGCAUUUGCAGAAAAUGGUGAUACUUUGUAUUUCCCACAUGGAGUUGACUUUCGAGGUCGUAUCUAUCCGCUAAAUUCCGUUUUGUCCCAUCACCUGGAGGAUUUGGUCCGUGGUCUUUUAAUGUUUUGGCAUUCCAAACCCUUAGGUGAAAAUGGCUUUGCGUGGUUGAAAUAUCAAUUAGCUGGUGUUUAUGGUCAUGAUAAGUUGCCAUUUGAUGCAAGGAUUAAAUGGGUUGAUAAUAACAUUAGCAAUAUAUUGAACUUGGGGAGCUCUCCUACUCCUUGGAGUGAAAGCGAUGAAAGUUUUACCUGGUGGAUGGAGAGUGAGAAGCCAUGGCAAACGUAUGCCAUAUGCAAGGAAUUUGUAAAAAUUCAUGAGUAUAAUGGUGACAUAUCUUUAUAUAAGUGUAGAAUUCCAAUCCAUCAAGAUGGAUCUUGCAAUGGCUUACAACACUAUGCAGCGUUGAGUUUGGAUUAUGAAGGCGGCAAAUCUGUCAACCUAGUCCCACUGAAGGAACGCCAAGAUGUUUAUUCAACAGUUUUAGAUCUAGUACGUGAUCAAAUAGAGAAGGAUUGUGCUGAUGGGCAUGAAAUCUCACAGCAUGCCUUGAAAUUAGUUUCGAGGAGUGUAGUUAAGAGAACUGUGAUGACUAGCGUAUAUGGUGUCACAAAAACUGGUGCCUAUAAGCAAAUACAAGAAGUUGUUAAGGCAUCACUUGAAAAAAAUAAAAAACAUAGGAGGGAAUUACUAUCUGAUCAUGAUCUUAUAUUUAUUGAAUCGAAUCUUCCGAAUUUGAUUGAAUAUUUAACAAAUUUAACAUUACAUUCAAUUACAAAGUUGUUCUCAGGGGCUAAGCUAAUUGAAAAUUGGUUAAGACUUGCAUGUGUAUUUGUUAUUAAAUCAUUUGAUGCGGAUUCAAUAAAGCAUAAGGCGAGCCUUACCAAAGUUGGCGUCCCUGAUUUCUUUGACUUGCAAUUUUAUAAACCAAUGAUGUGGAGUUCGUUAUCAGGGUUACCAAUUAUCCAAACAUAUAAGCACUACAAGUAUAAAAAUUUGAAAGUAAUGUCGGGAACAUUGAGAUUGAGGGAAUAUGACGAAAUAGGUGCAAUUGAUCUAAGAAAACAAAAGAAUGGAAUUGCUCCUAAUUUUAUUCACUCGAUCGAUUCAAUCCAUUUGCAAAUGACUUGCAUGAGUGCUAAUUCAGCGCAGUUGAGCUUUGCUGCUGUACAUGAUUCCUUUUGGACUCAUCCCUGUGACGUGAACGUGCUCAAUAAAAUAAUUCGUGAAGAAUUUGUUGAACUCCAUACGUCGAAUGUAUUAGAAUCCUUGCGUUCCGACUUGUUGUAUAUUACGCGUCAUUCCUUGCAGCUAUGUUGGAUUUCAAAAUCUGAAAAUAAAAGAUUUUAUGAAUCCUUGAGACUAAGAAGGGUAAAGGAGUUUGGAGGUAUUUAUUCUAAGCGUCAAUCGCUCAAUAUAAUCUUAUUCGAAGAAUCAAAGAAGUUAUUGAAUCCUGAUGAAAAUAGACACUUUGUCGAUGAUUACUAUAAACUUUUAGAAGAUUUUAAGCCAAAACUUUACUUUCAGUUGAAUAAAGGGACGUUGAUUCCUUACGAUGGUAACUCGAGUAUUGAAAAUGAUCUCAUGGAUGAAGAAGUUACAUUCAAUCACAAAGAACCGAUACUUGUACCUGUAAAUAUAACCCAAUGCCCACCAAAGGGGAACCUAGAUGUUACCAAAGUAACAGAAAGUGAGCACUUUUUUUCGUGA
Messenger RNA from Dujonia railenensis, 3717 nucleotides. NCBI's taxonomy places the organism in Eukaryota, Fungi, Ascomycota, Pichiomycetes, Serinales, Debaryomycetaceae. The record is from the annotation of a GenBank genome assembly.